GUGCAGAUUUGUUUCCGGACGAAACCAUGGUGACCGUGAAGACGAGUCGCUGGCAUCAGGUCAUGACCCACGCUGCGAAGAAUUCCUACUUGGAACCGUUCAAAGUGGCCGAGCUCGUCACGGAAACUGAAAAGAAUGCCCGAGAUUCCUACAGGUUGAUGGAGGUGAGCCGAGCUGACGGUGACAAGGACCGACUCUCGCAGAAAAACUCCAUUCUGAAAACUGAUGGUUGGGGAACACCCAAUUACCAGGCCAACAGUUUUUCUGAGCUAGGAGAAACAACAAAUAAUCCCGAAAAAAAGAGCGAAUGUUCGAGACAAGGCGGUGAUUUCAACGAUGCCGCCUUGGAAGAGGCGAGCAUGGAGUUGGAAACUUUUGCUGAUAAAAUUCUGAGAAUGCUCAUAUCUGUGGAGCGAGACGGAAAUGAAGGUCCGCCAUUUGCUCGCGCCUUGCCAGACUCUCUCAAAUGGGCUUCUGUGCGACUUCUGGUGAAAGCAGUUGCAAAAUCCCACCUCACCCCAGACCGGAUGCAGCUCAGUGCCAAGGCCUACACCAAGAACAUGUGUCCAGCCCAGGAACCUUCAUUUCCUGACAAGAAGUCCGAUAAUUGCGAACCCGUGGAACCCAUCGUGGAUCUGCCCAAAGAAUCCUUUUUGUCGUUUUUGCCGUCACCGCCGCCCUGCGGAGACGGUGUCGAGCAGCAACAGAGCACACCUCGAUUUCCCAGAGUCGACGCUGGCAAUGACGAUGCAUCGACACUGGAAAUGCUGUCGACUAACAGUGUCGGCGGUGGUGCUGAAGACAAGCAAUCGCAAACUGAGGAUGUGUCAAACGUGGUUUUCCUCCCUCCGGGUUUGGACGUUGUCAGUGGAUGUGAAAGUCGGGAAGGUGAAUGGCGUCAAUCGGGUCCUGCUUUGCGGAGGAGAUUCAGCUCGCAUGAGCAGCGGACAUGUUCCAGGCCAGACUCAAGCAUCUUCUGUCCUCAGGAGAUUAAUGACCCUGAUGGGCUGAAAAAUAUGUGCAGGCCGAGUCAUCAUCAGGCGAAACCGGCUGCAUCUGAACUUUAUUACGAAGACGAUGAAUUGAUGGGAUUUCAUGAGAGAUUUCAAACCAUGGGAUUUUCCAUUCAAGUCCUCAUUGCAUUUGGUGUUUUCUGCGCGUUGCUGGUGUUUGCCUUCAAACACUGGUGACGUUUUUUUUUUCUCUCUCUCUUCUGUGGGACAUCUUGGUGAUUUUUCCUUCUUUUUCUUACUCUGACGCGGAAGUGCAAAAGUUGGCAAGGUGUUGAAAAAAAGAGAGCAUCUGAGUCGAGAGAUAUUUUUUCCCCGCGAGAUAUGUUGAAAUUUUCCAAGAAAAAGAAAAGGAUGUGGAUUAUUGUGUAGGUCCGUGAGAUGAAUUUAUUCGAGCGAUAAGAUGGAUGAAAAAAAAGCAAGAAGGAUCGAUUUAAUUGUGCACAGCGUCUCUAUCGAAAAAUAGUGACCGACGGAUGUUUCAAUAAACAAGUUUUUUAAGACUGAA
Messenger RNA from Notodromas monacha, 1518 nucleotides. The record is from the annotation of a GenBank genome assembly. Lineage: Eukaryota; Metazoa; Arthropoda; Ostracoda; Podocopida; Cyprididae.